AGCGGUCUGUGGCCUCCGCAGAGCGACGACUCGGACGUGUGGGACGACACGGCCCUCAUCAAGGCGUACGACAAGGCGGUGGCCUCCUUUAAGAACGCUUUAAAGAAUGGAGAGUGUUCGGAGCCUUCAGAGAAACAGGAGCAGCGCCCGUGGAUGAAGAGGAAAAACAAUAAAAAGAACAGAAAUAGAAAGAAGAGCAACACAAUGUCUUUGAAACAGUGGAAAGUUGGUGACAGCUGUAACGCUGUUUGGUCUGAGGAUGGUAAUGUGUACCUGGCCACGAUUGCCUCCAUCAAUCAGAAGAGAGGGACAUGUGUUGUUACUUAUGUGGGAUAUGGAAAUCAGGAGGAGCAGAACCUGUCUGAUCUACUUCCUCCAGCCAGUGAUGAAACAAAUGAAAACGAGACUCCAUAUUCAACAGAUGAAAGUGAAAAAUCUUCCCAGUCACCUCGAAACAAAAACAACUGCACGAAAGAAAGAUUCUCUCCUCAAAACCUACGUUUUCCCACACCACCAGCAGCCCCAGGCCUGGGAAGGCCUGGAUCAAAAUUCAGGGCACCUCCAUCGUUUUUGUCUUGCUGGCCCCCGCCCUUCCCAGCAGGACCACCGCUGAUUCCUCCUCCACCACCCAUGACGCCAGACUCUCCUGAGGACGAUGAAGCACUAGGGAGCAUGCUGAUAGCCUGGUACAUGAGUGGUUAUCACACUGGGUAUUACCUGGGUUUAAAACAGAGUCGAAUGGAAGCAGCAUUGGAGAGAGAAACACAUGCAAAAUAA
This is a messenger RNA of Leptosomus discolor (cuckoo roller), 777 nucleotides long. The record is from RefSeq and is a predicted model, not a curated record. Lineage: Eukaryota; Metazoa; Chordata; Aves; Leptosomiformes; Leptosomidae.